AUGACUGAGGAAUUACAGGCCUUAGAAAAGACUCAUACUUGGGAUUUGGUGGAUUUAGCUGCUGGCAAGACUCCCAUCGGAUGUAAGUGGGUGUAUAAGAUCAAGACAAAUUCAGAUGGAUCUAUUGAGCGCUACAAAGCUCGUUUGGUUGCUAAGGGUUACUCCCAGGAGUAUAGCAUAGAUUAUGAAGAGACCUUUGCACGGGUUGCUCGUCUUACUACUGUCCGGUGUUUACUUGCAGUUGCUGCUGUUCGUCGAUG
Molecule: messenger RNA, 260 nt
Organism: Striga hermonthica
Lineage: Eukaryota; Viridiplantae; Streptophyta; Magnoliopsida; Lamiales; Orobanchaceae
Source: the annotation of a GenBank genome assembly